UUUCAAUCAAUUCACCUUGCAGAAGGAACUCCCAGCACCUCUAAGAAGGAAAUUACCAUUGAAAUGUUGCCACAUGGGACCAAUAAUUGACGUGAAAGCAUCUGAUUCUUCUGGGUAAUCGUGGGUUUGGCAUAAGUACACCUCGAUAAAGCUCUGAAGCAGAAGCAAAAGCAAGAGCAAAAGAAAAAGCUUUCUGGGCAUCUUCCAAAAUUUUCAAAAUAGUCUUUUAUGCCCCAAAUCCUUCCUUUCUUAUUCGCCCAUAGAUUCUUUGCUUUCCAUCUAUCCGUUUUCCGACCGCUCUUCGCAGAACAAACGAAGCCAUAAUACCUAUCAAGAAAGAGGAAGAUAGAGAAAGAAAAUGUGCUACGCGUAUACAAAUGUGUCAUCGGGUGGCCAAGAGGGGUUGGUGUUGGGGCGGCGAUGGCUGCUUUUGCAAACACCACCACCACCGAUGGUCAUCACCACCGUGCGUCAUGCGCCAAGAAUGGGUGGGGCUAGGGAGACUGGUGGAGGUGGCUCGAUUAAGCAGUGCGUGUGCUCGCCGUCGAGGCAUCCAGGGUCGUUCAAGUGCAGGCACCACCAUGCUAAGUAUGUCUGGGGCGGCAGACUAGUUGAUAAGAAAUGAGUUUGGGGAUUCGGUUCGAAGUCUUAAUAUGAUGGUUGUAAAUGUUAUUUUAGUUUGCUGAUAUACAGACUGUCUAGUCCUUAACGCCUUUUAUCCUUUUCUAUUUCUAUUUCUCUUCAAACUCCUGCAUGAAAUAUUAUAAAGGGAAAAUUAAAUAAUUUCCCAAUAUUCUCCAUCUUUAGCAACAAGAUCACUGGUAGUCUCAUGACUUGAAUGAAUUGAAUUAACACCC
Molecule: messenger RNA, 857 nt
Organism: Rubroshorea leprosula
Lineage: Eukaryota; Viridiplantae; Streptophyta; Magnoliopsida; Malvales; Dipterocarpaceae
Source: the annotation of a GenBank genome assembly